Molecule: messenger RNA, 1665 nt
Organism: Plasmodium inui San Antonio 1
Lineage: Eukaryota; Apicomplexa; Aconoidasida; Haemosporida; Plasmodiidae
Exons: 3
Coding region: 1-1665 (554 amino acids)
Source: RefSeq, a predicted model, not a curated record
AUGUAUAAAAUUCUGGCUACCUGCUAUGCGUUGACGACGGUUUUUUUUUUGCCUAAUGAAUCGAAAAAUAUCGAAGGGAAUUUAAACGUGACCCCUGAAGUGGACGAAAACAGAUACAUCUCCUUGGACGAAAACAACAUAAACGACUUCAUCAAUGUUAAGGAAAACAAAUUUCUGUUCAGCGUCACCUGCAGGACGUCCACAUUUUUGAGCGGCGCGAAGAAUUACGUUCUACGUAAGGUAUCUUCCUCGCUGGACGCGCUGGAACCGCUCCGGUCGGAUAACGUGAACCCCGAAAAUGUAAAGGCCCUCGAAGGCGUUGUGCAAAGGACGUGGGACCGAGAAAAUAAGGAGUUCCUAGAAACAACAAGGAAGCUAAUCGAGCAGUACACAGACAGCGACUUGUUCAUACUGCAAAUAGGACUAAACAGCAUCGCAUCAGCAAUCAUCGACAAGCCACAGAAUGUAAUUUAUGUAGAGGAAGAUGUAGAAGUGUGUAAGAAUUAUUUCCUCCACAAAAAUAAUAGGUGUCUAUUACUGUUGAAGGGAGUGGAGUUUUACUGCAACAGAGAGGAUGAUGGGGAUGAGGAUAAGUACAUACACAGCACCCUCGAUUUAAUCACAAAAAUUUACCAAAACAGAAACAACCAAGUGAUCGAUGUUCUCAUCGUAAGUCACAAGUAUCCAGUGGCCCUGCUAUACUAUGUGUACCCCUACAUGGAUUCCUCCACAUUGGUCAUCCUAAUGGAUAACUUAAAUCACCAGAUGAAGGAGGCCAUUUUUGAGUACUACAAUUUUAUAGGCGAGGCUGAUUUUUCAAGAAGUUUCACGAAGCGAUUUUUUAACUCCUACAGGAAAGACGAACAUAAUGAUAGCGCCCCCAAUGAAAAUGCUACCCACAAAUAUGAACUUAACGAAAAUACCUACAUCUAUAGCAAAAUGAAACAGUCUCCAUUUUACGUAAUUACCCUGAAUCCUAAGAUCAUGAUGAACCCAGCACAAAAUCGAUACAAAUCUUUUAUAUCCAAGGAGUAUACCUCCUCUUAUGAGACCGAAAUUACAAGAAUGAUAAAGGACAUUGAAAAAAUAUUAAAGCUCAAUGGUACCUUCUACAAAAAGAACAAAUUGUUAGUUCAAAACUAUUUCUCCGUUAUAAAUGAUUUCGAAUUUGACAAUGAUGAGCAUGUCACGAAAAAUGUCACCGACAUGUUGACUUCCAUCCUGAAAUCCUUUACCAUCACAGGAGAUAUAAAUACAAACAAUUACAACUAUGCCUUGGAGAGUUUGGGAAAUAUAUUCCAAUUAAUGUUAUUCAAUGUUUAUAAUAACUCAAAAUUUAAGUUGUUAUUCACACCCUUAAUAGACUUCUUUAAAUUGUACUUGGAUAAAAAUGACUCAAAUUAUAUAAUGUACGAAUUUCUGCUAUAUGGACUUAUUAAGAAUUCCAGCCAGGUUGCCUCCUACGAAUUGAAAGAACUCCUCUUCCUUGAUGUUUUAAGAGAUGUUUCCAAAAUGGUUAAUACCUUCUCCAUUCGUGAAGUCAUCCGAGUCGUUACCAAGCUGAACAUCUUACUCAAGAAACUCAGGUCCAGGGAGGACAUCACUCACGUUAAGGAAUACAUCAAACGGGAGUUCAAUCUGGAUUACAUUAACAAUGAGUUGUAG